Molecule: messenger RNA, 744 nt
Organism: Falco peregrinus (peregrine falcon)
Lineage: Eukaryota; Metazoa; Chordata; Aves; Falconiformes; Falconidae
Gene: DUT
Product: deoxyuridine triphosphatase
Exons: 7
Coding region: 133-642 (169 amino acids)
Biological process (GO): dUMP biosynthetic process; dUTP catabolic process
Molecular function (GO): magnesium ion binding; dUTP diphosphatase activity
Source: RefSeq, a predicted model, not a curated record
CGCCCGCCGUGCAUCGCCACCGCGUCCCCCGGCAACGCUGAGCGUCCCGCGGGGUCCGGCCGCCGCCCCGCGGCACAGCCACCGCCACCUCCCGCGGCGCCCAGCCGCCGGCGGAGGGCCGCGCCGCGCCGUAUGGCAGCGAUGCCCCUCUGCGAGGUCGCCGUGCAGCCGUCCCCCACCAAGAGGCAGAAGGGCUCUGUGCCCGGGGACCCCUCCCCACGGCUUCGCUUCACUAAGCUGUCCGAAAACGCCUCCGCCCCCUCCAGGGGCUCUGCUCGGGCUGCGGGCUACGAUCUGUACAGUGCCUACGACUGUGUAAUACCACCCAUGGAAAAGGCUGUAGUGAAAACAGACAUUCAAAUUGCGCUUCCUUCUGGCUGCUAUGGCAGAAUAGCACCGCGUUCUGGUUUAGCUGCAAAGCACUUCAUAGAUGUUGGUGCUGGUGUUAUUGACGAGGAUUACAGGGGGAAUGUUGGUGUGGUACUCUUCAACUUUGGCAAGGAGACUUUUGAAGUUAAAAAAGGGGAUAGGAUUGCCCAGCUCAUCUGUGAACGCAUUUUCUAUCCUGAGCUAGAAGAAGUUCAAGCUCUAGAUGAUACAGCACGUGGUGAAGAUGGCUUUGGUUCUACUGGAAAGAACUGAGAAUUAUUUCUUGGGGGUUGUUUGUUAUGCUAUUUCUAAAUUUUCAAUUGAAUUAGAAGUGGGAUUUUGGAAUACAUUAAAAAAAAUUCAGGUUUAUUCAGA